Messenger RNA from Aphis gossypii (cotton aphid), 797 nucleotides. RefSeq lists its product as uncharacterized. Lineage: Eukaryota; Metazoa; Arthropoda; Insecta; Hemiptera; Aphididae. The record is from RefSeq and is a predicted model, not a curated record. The transcript has 2 exons. Bases 152 to 742 code for a protein of 196 amino acids.
CUUAAGACUCUACAAACAUUACAAAGAAAUAAGCAUAAAACACAAAAAUGUAACUACAGGUUAGAAAUAAAAUAUAGAAUAACAAAAAAUAUCUUUACAACAUUAUGAUAAUAAAAAUUUUGUUAUUAGAUUAAACAACAAAAUUGAUAAAAUGAAUUGUACAUUAUCUACUUUACAAAACAAAAUGAAUCAUUUAUGUGAUGAUUCGUUAAAAAAGAUAUGUGACAUUAAUAAAUUAAGUGAACCUCAACAAAUAUUGAUUAAAGAAAUGCUUAAUACCAGCAAAGUUAAACCAGUAAACAAAAGAUACUCAGAAAAUUGGCUACUUUUAUGUAUUCUGUUUCAUAUUAGAUCAUCUUCAACUUACAAUUUCUUAAGAAACCAGGGUAUAUUGCCAUUACCUUCAUCUCGAACUAUUCGAAGAUAUUUAUCAAUGACGAAAACAAAUUGUGGUUUUGAUGACAAUUUUUUCAAGAUAUUUAAAAAAAAAAUAUCUUUAUCAAAUGAAAAUGAAAAACACGGAAUGCUCUUGUUUGAUGAAAUUUUCUUACGUCAGAGUAUUAGUGUCAACUCAAAGACCCUAACAUAUUCUGGAUUAGAAAAUUUUGGUAAUGAUGACCCUUCUUUGAACACAGGUGAAAAGGCAGAUCACGGACUCGUAAUGAUGUUUCAAAGUCUUGGGUCAAACAUUACUCAGCCUAUUGCAGUAUUUUGUUCAAAAGGACCGGUGAAUGGUAAUUAAAACAUAAUUAUAUUAAAUUAAUAAUAUGUAUAUUAUUAUGUUUUUCAGGUAUUGU